AAAGAUUUGAAUUCGACUUGUGAUCGAUAUUGAUCUUUUUUGAAGUUCAAAAUCUAUGGUAAUCGACGUAUUUCUUCUUCUUUCGUACAAUGAAUAAUACGAAGGAUUAAUUAUUUUCGUUAUUAAUCUCUUCUUUAGUUCAUUUCUACUUCAUGGUUCCAAAAUUCGAACGUAAAUUCCGUAUAAAUUGGCAUUCAUAUUCGAACUUCGAGCAGCUUUUUUAUUGAAAUCGAAUAAUCGCGCGUGUUUACCAUCACUGGACAACGUGAAUUGCAAAUUAAUAUCCAUUUAUUUUAUUCAGUCGGCGACAAAAUACGUAAUAUUAUCGUGUGUAUUAUUUGUACAGAUAAUCGUUGAAAUUUUCGUGAAGUGAUAUGGCAGAUGGAGCAAUAAUUGAGUGUAGCCCUCUUCGCCGUAGACAUUGAACAGUUUGACAUUCGUAUUGAUUUUAAAGUAGUUUAAGUACAAAUCAUAUUGUGGUGAUUCGUUGCGAAACAUUCCGACUGGAAACAUGGUUCAGACAUUUAAGGAUAACUUGAAAAUGAAGGGUGAAGCACUUAUCUUGACUGGAUUCCCUAAAAAAAUUGUUCAAUUGAAUGAAUUGAUCAAAUUACCAGAAUGGAACGAAGAAAAUUUGAUCAAUCUUCACGAAGAUAUCAAUAUCCCAGUACCUGAACCUGUGAUUGUCAAUAACUGUAGCCCGCAACCAGCAAAUAAGAAACGAAAAUUGGAUGGCGAAAUAGAAGCACAAAAUGAUGGUACCAAGGUUUUCAGUUUCGCUGCUGGAAUGGCAUUAUCCAACAAAAAAUUAACGAAGCUAAUCAACAUCUUGAAACCAAUUAUCAAACAGCUCGUGGAAGAUAGCAACAUUCUUAAAAUGUGGAUUUCAUUCAUGAUUCCGAAAAUUGAAGACGGUAAUAACUUCGGCGUAUCGAUUCAAGAAGACACUCUUGCUGAAAUUCAAACUGUAGAAACAGAAGCGGCUGCAUUUUUUGACCAAAUUUCACGUUACUACGUUACUCGAGCUAAAUUAGUUUCCAAAGUUGCUAAAUACCCCCACAUUGAAGAUUAUCGAAGAGCGGUCGAAGAACUGGACGAAAAACAGUAUUUAGGGCUGUGGUUGGUGUUGCACGAAAUUCGUAACCAUUAUUCCACGUUACACGACUUAGUGACCAAAAAUCUAGAAAAAUUGAAGAAACCGCGUAAUUCAAACGCCGAAUCGCUUUAUUAAAAUCUAAGUAGAGUUCGAACUUCAUUUUUAUAACGCUACCUACCUAAUAGAGUUGGAUUUUUUUGUACUGAUUUAAUGGAAAACAAAAGCAAAAAAACGAUUAUUUCUUAUAUCUCAUAGUUUGAUUACCUACUUGUAAAUAUCUUCCAGAAUACAUCUUUUAAAAAUUGGUUUUACACUGGAUUUUCGAACAUUUUGACGUUUAGAACCCCCGUAUUGUGUAAAGGAGAAAUGCGACGGAUUAAAAUGUAUUCUUUAUUUUCAUUUCAUCAUUUUAUUCUCGCUAUUAAUGCGAUGGAACAUAGUGAGCAGCAUUGAAUUAAAUUUCUUAAUAAUGGUAACAUUUUUGAAAGAGGAGUGCCUCUACCUUGUUGCGAGUGUCUUUUUCUCGUCAAUCUUUAACAUUCCAUUCAUUGCUGAUACUUGUGAAUUCAGUCAUUUUUUAUUUUUUUUUUCAAAAGCAGCAAGCAUUCAAAAACUGUAACACAUUGUUAAUUAAUUAAUUUUACCAUCCGAUGAUACUUUCCUCGCGUUGUUGGGUAAUUUUGAUCGCAAAUGGCCGACUUUCCUACAUAAUGUCAAAAUGUUCGCUAUAUUGUUCUGCGUUAUUUAUCACACAUGCCGUACGUAUGAAGAAGAAUAGCUUGUUUUUUUUCUUUUAUUUUUAAUUUCGUUUUUAAUUGCAAAAUAAUCGGUUACAAGUUAGUCUUAUGGAUCAGAGUUGGAUCAUGCAUAUGAAAAAUAUUUUAGAGUGAAAACAGAUAUUAUUUAAUGUUCAUUUAAACUUAUCGACUUUUUAAUAUUGGUAUGUUUCUGUUAAUUAUUUCUGAAAUUAUUCAUUUUUGAUACUUAUAAGCGUAUUUGUAUAUUCUAUGUAUCAUCAUCUGCAAAUUAUAAAAUUGGUCGUCGUCUUUUUCUAA
Planococcus citri (citrus mealybug) is the source of this 2151-nucleotide messenger RNA. It is a transcript of the gene REG, whose product is annotated as proteasome regulator gamma. Gene Ontology annotation, biological process: regulation of G1/S transition of mitotic cell cycle; positive regulation of endopeptidase activity; regulation of proteasomal protein catabolic process. The coding region runs from base 512 to 1231 and encodes 239 amino acids. NCBI's taxonomy places the organism in Eukaryota, Metazoa, Arthropoda, Insecta, Hemiptera, Pseudococcidae. Gene Ontology annotation, molecular function: endopeptidase activator activity. Gene Ontology annotation, cellular component: cytoplasm; nucleoplasm; proteasome activator complex. The transcript has 7 exons. The record is from RefSeq and is a predicted model, not a curated record.